UGUUAAGGGCGGCAAUUGAAAGUUAAUUUUGUUGUGUGUUGUAUUUAAUGUAAUAAGAAAGAAUGUAAAAAUAUAUGAGUUAUUGUACUUGCCGAUUUUUAUUAAAAAAUAGGUAAAUAAGAUGACAGCUACAUUUUUUAUUUUAAUACGAUGAUAUUUUGUAAAGUUAUUAAAUACAAUAAUUUAUAACCCCAUUGGAAUAAAAACCUACUGUACAUAUUACGUGAUGUUGUUUGUUACAAAGGUAUUUAAUACUGCACAGUUAAGUUUAUAUAAAUCAAAACAAUAUUAUCAGUUUUUUAUAAGAUUUAAAAGCUCUUUUACGGUUAUGAAAGUUCUCAACGUUGCGGAAAAGAACGAUGCCGCAAAAAGUAUCGCGGGCUAUUUGUCUCGUGGCUCUUCUAAACGGAGAGAAGGAUUAUCGACAUAUAAUAAAAUUUAUGAAUUUAACUCAUAUUUAUGGAAUCAAAAUUGCGAAAUGAUCAUGACUUCUGUAUCUGGUCAUUUAUUAAAUUAUGAGUUUGUUGGGGCAUAUCGUAAAUGGCAAGGUUGUCAUCCAUUAAGUUUAUUUGAUGCACCUGUAAUAAAGCAAUGUUCGGAAGAGAAUUCUGUUAAGAUUAAAAAAACUUUGGAAAGGGAAGUACAGAGAUGUGGUGCAUUAAUUAUUUGGACUGAUUGUGAUCGUGAAGGAGAGAAUAUAGGUUUUGAAAUUAUUCAAGUCUGUCGUGCAAUUAAGCCUAAUAUUCAUAUAUAUAGAGCAAAAUUUUCUGAGAUUACACAAGCAUCUGUAAAUAGAGCUCUUCAAAAUUUAUGUGAGCCAAAUAAAGCAAUUAGUGAUGCUGUUGAUGUACGAAGUGAAUUGGAUCUAAGAAUAGGUGCUGCAUUUACAAGAUUUCAAACACUGAGACUGAAACAAGUAUUUCCCAGGACUCUGGCUGAUAUGCUGAUUAGUUAUGGUAGCUGUCAGUUUCCUACAUUAGGAUUUGUAGUUGAAAGAUUUUUAGCCAUAAAACGAUUUAAGUCAGAACCAUACUGGAAGAUAAAAGUAAUGGAUAUCCGUGAUAAUAUUUCUGUGGAAUUUAGAUGGGCAAGAGGAACACUAUUUGAAAAAUUGCCUUGUGAAGUAUUUUUGGAUAUAUGUUUGGAACAGCCUAUGGCUACUGUUAAAAAAGUAUUAAGUAAACCUAAGAAUAAGUGGAGACCACUACCACUGGACACAAUUGAGCUGGAAAAGCAAGGCUCUCGUAAACUUCAUUUAAGCGCGAAGGACACUAUGAGAAUUGCGGAAAAAUUAUAUACUCAAGGUUUGAUUAGUUACCCACGUACAGAAACAAAUAUAUUUCCAAAAGAAUUAAAUUUAGUUCCAUUGGUGAAUCAACAAGUAAGCAAUUCAGCAUGGGGCAAUUUUGCACAACAAUUAUUAGAAAAAGGAUUGACUCCUAGACAAGGCAAGAAAAGCGAUCAAGCACAUCCUCCAAUACAUCCAAUAAAAUAUGCUGAUGGUUUAAAUGGCAAUGAAGCCAAAGUUUAUGAAUUUGUGGUUCGACACUUUUUGGCUUGUUUAUCGUGUGAUGCGGUAGGCCAAGAAACAACAGUAGAGAUCGAUAUAGCUGGUGAAAAAUUUGCUGCUAAUGGUCUACAAAUUAUUGAAAAGAAUUAUUUAAAUGUGUACAUAUAUGAAAAAUGGAAUGACAAAGAAAUUCAUAUAUAUCAAGAAGGACAAGUUUUCCAACCAACCAGCAUAGAUAUGGUAGAGGAAAAAACAAGUCCCCCACAAUUGUUGACUGAAGCUGAUUUGAUCAGUUUAAUGGAUAAGUACAGUAUUGGUACCGAUGCUACUCAUGCAGAGCAUAUAGAUACAAUAAAAUCGCGUCAUUACGUGGGUUUGAUAGAUGAAAAGUAUCUGAUACCUGGAAAACUUGGGAUUGGAUUGGUAAUGGGUUAUGAUAACAUGGGAUUUGAAAUGUCAAAACCAAACUUAAGAGCUGAACUCGAAAAGGAUCUUAAAUUGAUAUGUGAUGAACAAAAAAGUCCGAAUGAUGUUUUGGAAAUUCAACUAAAGAAAUAUCGUGAUCUAUUUAAACUAACGGUAGAACAUGCUAAUUUAAUCGAUAUUGCUUUAGCCGAUUACCUCGAUGAACAACCGAGUAAUACACAGGUAGAAAUUAGUCAUCCACCUCAAAAAGUUAUCUUUAAGUGUCCGAAAUGCAACUCGGAUAUGAUCCUUAAAGAUAGAAAGCAAGGCACGGGAAAGUACAUUGGUUGCAUGUCGUUUCCAACAUGUAAUAAUGUAAUUUGGUUACCUCAGAAUAUUAAACAUGUCGAAGUUUUGGAUGAAGUUUGUUCAGAAUGUAUAGGAAAUAUUCGUAAAUUAAAAUUUAAACUAUUGAGAAACGUUUUCCCCAUUCACGUUUAUGGUACUGAUUAUACAACUUGCAUAGGUGGUUGUGAUCCUAUGUUUAACGAAGCAUUAAAUAUAAAGAACGAAUGUAUUAAAAGUCAAGAGUCUGGUUACCACAGUACAUUUAACAGGACUAUUGUCUCAAAUUCAUCUUCAAUAGGGAACACUGUAACUCAUCCAUCUUCAAACGCUGAAAACAGGAGUUUAUCUGAAAGCAACGCAUCUAUAGGGUCCAUGCGAAAUGAGAACGAUGAUCGUUAUACAAGCAGAUCAAGAAAUGUUAAAAGACAAAAUGUUUCAAAGAAUAAUACAUGGAUCGAUGCUAAUAAUGUUAAUUCUUCAAAUAAUGAUCAAAGGUUAAUUAGAAAUGAACAAAAAACAUGGGGUAACAUCGAUGACGAUGCUAUUAUUAUGUGUAAUUGCCAUGAAAACGCGAUUCGAUUAACAGUAAAGAAAGAAGGACCAAAUCAUGGAAGGAUAUUUUACAAAUGUGCGAAGCGUCAAAAUAGUUGUAACUUUUUUCUUUGGGCAUCAGAAGACAAUACUCAGCAAAUGCAAAAUAAUACAAAUAGUAGUUCAAACCAGAUGUUCGUUGCCAGUACAAGCACUAGAUCAAGUGUUCAUGUUAAUAGUUAUCAAGAUGAUCUUACGUUAUCACACAAUGACAUUAAAUGCCAUUGUAAUCAAAACGCAAUACAGCGGAUUGUACAGAAAGAUGGUCCAAAUAAGGGACGUCCUUUUUACUCAUGCCCUAAGAGAAUAAACGAAUGUUGCAAAUUCUUUCAAUGGGCGGAUGAAAACGGUGGAAAUACAUAUAAUGGGUCUGGAGGACAAAAUAAAGGAACAUUUAGAGAAGAGAAAAAUUUAUCAAAAAGACGUCACAUUGCUACUGGUAAAAGAAAGUGUGGAAUCUGCGGUACAGAAGGACAUACAAGAAGGACUUGUCCCGAGAAUGCAAUGGAUUAAAAGAGAAGAGUAUAUGGUGUCAGCACAAAUACAAAAACUCAGUAUAAUGACAGAAAUGUAAUUGUAUUUU
This is a messenger RNA of Bombus impatiens (common eastern bumble bee), 3437 nucleotides long. RefSeq names its product DNA topoisomerase 3-alpha (gene Top3alpha). The record is from RefSeq and is a predicted model, not a curated record. Gene Ontology annotation, biological process: DNA topological change. Bases 227 to 3367 code for a protein of 1046 amino acids. Gene Ontology annotation, cellular component: nucleus; chromosome. Gene Ontology annotation, molecular function: DNA binding; zinc ion binding; DNA topoisomerase type I (single strand cut, ATP-independent) activity. Lineage: Eukaryota; Metazoa; Arthropoda; Insecta; Hymenoptera; Apidae. The transcript is spliced from 11 exons.